Molecule: messenger RNA, 1835 nt
Organism: Quercus robur (English oak)
Lineage: Eukaryota; Viridiplantae; Streptophyta; Magnoliopsida; Fagales; Fagaceae
Exons: 9
Coding region: 637-1467 (276 amino acids)
Source: RefSeq, a predicted model, not a curated record
UAAAGGAAAAAGGUUCUCCUCCUCAUACUCAUACAAACACACACAGCGAGAGCGAGCGAGAGAGAGAGAGAGAGAGAGCGCUAUAUGUAAAUGCAAAGUGACUCUGAAACUGACUCUCUCAUGGUGUUCGAGUCUCAGAUCUUGAGCGAACCCUAGCUUUUAACCCGUACUCAAUACACACUUUUUUGCGGCCAUUUUCGUUUCUCUCGAAAGAUUUCGAUUUUCCUUACACCAUUUCCUCAAGAAUUGCUCUCGUUCUUCCAAGAAACGGCACCGUUUUUCGGCCUCAGCUCCGUUCCGAUCCAUUUCUGGCUUCGUUUCGCCGAAAUCCCGCCGGAGUUGGUAGAAUUUCUCGUUCUUGCUCAUCGGAAUCUGUGAUUUCCGGUUCGUUUUCCGAACCGCAUUAUUCUGUACCGUUCGAACCGCUCGCAGUUUUUCGUUGCGGCAGUGUUUGGAUUUUUUUUUUUUUGGUUGAGAAAGAGAGAGAGAGAGAGAGAGAGAGAGAGAGAGAGAGAGAGAGAGUUUGAUUUGGAUUUUGGAUUGGAGUUCGGUUUCGGAUUGGUGAGGAAGAGGAUUGGCUAGGGUUUUGUUGGUGAUGAAGGAGAAAGUCACUGUGUAGUGGCAUUGCCUGUAAAUAUGGAUGAUAGAGGAGGGUCAUUUGUAGCGGUGAGGAGGAUUUCACAAGGCCUGGAGCGAGGCAAUACAUGUCAUUCAACUUCUGCUGAAGUUGUAGCAGGAUCAGCAGCAUGGCUUGGAAGAGGUCUUUCUUGUGUGUGCGCACAGAGAAGAGAAAACGAUGCUCGUCCCUCAUUUGAUUUAACCCCUGCCCAGGAGGAAUGCUUGCAGAGGCUACAGAACCGUAUAGAUGUUGCCUAUGAUAGUUCAAUCCCUGAGCACCAGGAAGCUUUAAGAGCUUUAUGGAAUGCUGCCUUUCCUGAAGAGGAACUUCGUGGUUUAAUAUCUGAACAGUGGAAAGAUAUGGGUUGGCAAGGCAAGGAUCCAUCAACAGAUUUUAGGGGUGGUGGUUUCAUAUCAUUGGAGAAUUUGUUGUUCUUUGCGAAGAAUUUUCCGAAAUCCUUCCAAGAUCUUCUCCGAAAGCAGGAAGGUGAUCGGUCAGUGUGGGAAUACCCAUUUGCUGUAGCUGGUGUGAAUAUCACAUUCAUGCUUAUACAGAUGCUUGAUCUGGAAUCAGAUAACAGUGUAUUUAACUGUACAGUCAAACCGCGGACACUUGUGGGAGCAAAUUUUUUGAAGUUUCUUGCAGAAAAUGAAUCGGCGUUUGAUCUUCUCUAUUGCAUCACGUUCAAGCUAAUGGAUCAACAAUGGCUUAAUAUGCGUGCAUCAUAUAUGGAUUUCAAUACGGUGAUGAAAUCCACACGGCGUCAGCUGGAAAAAGAGUUGCUUGAGUUGCUUGAAGACAUCACACGGCUGGAAGACUUGCCGUCAUACAGCCUUCUUACCCGAUAGUAUAGCUCCUAGAUUUUAACACGAUGGCUUGUAACAGCAUCAUACAUGUCGUCACUGGAGACACUGUUGUUUUUAGCUAGAUGGUGUUUGUAUAUGAUACGGUGCUCCUCAUUUUAAUACUGCUUGCUCACAAGAGAGAUUGUUACCUUUUGAUUUCUCAAAAAAAGAGGGUUUCUUGUAGUUUGUAAGGCUGAGACAACUACGAAGUAUGAUUUCAAUCAGCUGGUUUAAUUACUGCAGUUAAUUUUUUUUAGGCGAAGAGCAUAGCAUUUCGCUCACGCUACUGCAAAUUCAAAAUGUAGGUAUGGUACCAACGUGGGGUUUUGGUUUGGGUAUAAAAUGUUUUUCUGAAGAUUUUACUGGAUAAA